This is a messenger RNA of Iphiclides podalirius (scarce swallowtail), 1062 nucleotides long. NCBI's taxonomy places the organism in Eukaryota, Metazoa, Arthropoda, Insecta, Lepidoptera, Papilionidae. The record is from the annotation of a GenBank genome assembly.
AUGAGACGAAGUCUACUUUGUUUUUGUUUAGGGCUCCUGCUAGCUUCAGCACAGGCGUCAGGUAGAGUACGACGAGGAUACGGGAGUGCCUCAAGCGAUACAGGAACUAGUGGGACCGGAGGCGGUGGGGGUAGUGGAUUUGGUUAUGGAGGUGGCACCAGCGGAGGUGGUGGUGGAGGUGGAGGAUUAGGCUUUGAAGCCGGCACCGGUGGAGGUGGCUUCGGUGACGCUCUUAAAGAAAUCCCCAAAGGAAUUAGUGACUUUAUCGGUAAACUUCAGAGCGGUGGAAUUAGCGGUGCUGGAUCAGGACAAAACGAGAAAGCAAAGGAGGGUAUGGGGGUGGCGGAGGAUAUAGUGACACAGAGGAUGGUGCCAAAGGUGGCUCCGGACAUGGGGCCAACAGCGCAAAUGGUGAAAGCGGAGCAUGGGAGACACAGCGGCAGCAGUGGAAGCGGAUCAUCAAGUGGUGGCGGAAAAGAUGUUGGGGGCGCUGCUAGUGGUAGCAUUGGGGGCGGUAUUGGUGGUGGCUCCGGGCAUGGAAGCCACAGUGGUAGCAAUGGAAGCGAAUCAUCAAGUGCUGGCGGAGAAGGCGAUGGCGGCACUGCCAGUGGCAGCAUAGGUGGCGGCAUCGCUGGCGGCUCCGGGCAUGGGAGCCAAAGCGGCAGCAGUGGAAGCGGAUCAUCAAGUGGUGGCGGAAAAGAUGUUGGGGGCGCUGCUAGUGGUAGCAUAGGGGGCGGUAUUGGUGGUGGCUCUGGGCAUGGGAGACACAGCGGCAGCAGUGGAAGCGGAUCAUCAAGUGGUGGCGGAAAAGAUGUUGGGGGCGCUGCUAGUGGUAGCAUUGGGGCGGUAUUGGUGGUGGCUCCGGGCAUGGAAGCCACAGUGGCAGUGGUAGCAAUGGAAGCAGAUCGUCAAGGGCUGGCGGAGAAGCCGAGGGGAGCACUGCCAGUGGCAGCAUUGGUGGCGGCAUCGGUGGCGGCUCCGGGCAUGGGAGCCAAAGCGGCAGCAGUGGAAGCGGAUCAUCAAGUGGUGGCGGAAAGGCAUUGGGGGCGCUGCUUGGUAGCA